AAAUACAAAUUUUCGUGGUGUAUCACUUAAUUUAACACGAAAAUUUGCUCUACAACUUUUAUCAGCUUUAUUAUUUCUCUCUCAACCAGAACUCAGUAUACUUCAUUGCGAUCUAAAACCAGAAAAUAUUCUCUUGGUUAAUCCUAAACGAUCCGCUAUUAAAAUUGUCGAUUUUGGUAGUUCAUGUCAAAUCGGUCAACGCCUUUACCAAUAUAUCCAAAGCAGAUUUUAUCGUUCACCAGAAGUAUUACUUGGAAUUCCAUAUGAUAUGGCUAUUGAUAUGUGGAGUCUUGGAUGUAUUCUUGUUGAAAUGCAUACAGGAGAACCAUUGUUUAGUGGAACAAAUGAGUUUGAUCAAAUGAUGAAAAUUGUUGAAGUACUCGGUAUGCCUCCGACGAAUAUUCUUGAACAAGGUACAAAAACAAAACGAUUUUUUGAUCAUCUUCCUGAUAACACAUGGGUACCACGAAAGAGUAAAGAAAGAAGGUAUCGAUCACCAGGUACACGUAAAUUACACGAUAUUCUUGGUGUUGAUGUCGGUGGACCAGGCGGUCGACGUGCUGGCGAAGCAAAUCAUUCCGUACCAGAUUAUGUUAAAUUUAAAGAACUUGUUCAACAAAUGCUUGAAUAUGAUCCUAAACGACGUAUAUUACCAUUUAAUGCAUUACAAUCGACUUUUUUCAAACGAACUUAUGAUGAUACAUCAAAUGUGAAUCAUACAAUCCCAACAACUAAUAAUAAUCUUAAUCUUAAUAAUACUAAUAACAACAACAACAACAACAAUAAUAAUAAUAAUACAUUAUUGAAUCUCAAUUCCAAUAGUUCGCCUAAUCUUGAUCCAAACCAUCAGCAAGUAAAAAUUCCAGGACGAAAAUCCAUGAUUACUACUAACCAUACAUUUUUAAAUGGUCUUCGUUAUCGGCAUUUAAUUGAAACAGUACAACCACCAAAUCUUUGGCAACCGACAGAUACAUUUAUGUCGGGUAUUCAAAGACCAUAUCCAGCUAAUAAUAAUAAUAAUAAUAAUAACAAUAAUAAUAUUUAUCCAAAUGAUUCAAUUGAUCUUGCUGCACCAAUACAAUUUCAAUCAACGAACAGCUUUUAUUCAUCUCAAAAAACUCUUACAUCACCGUCCGGAACAUCACUUCCACCAUUAUUUACAUAUGUUCAACCUAGUUUUAAUCAUCAUUUAUCAUCAAAUGUUGACGAUAAUUCUUUGCUCAUACCAAAUCCUAGUUUGACUUGA
Molecule: messenger RNA, 1246 nt
Organism: Adineta steineri
Lineage: Eukaryota; Metazoa; Rotifera; Eurotatoria; Adinetida; Adinetidae
Source: the annotation of a GenBank genome assembly